Molecule: messenger RNA, 1392 nt
Organism: Lachancea mirantina
Lineage: Eukaryota; Fungi; Ascomycota; Saccharomycetes; Saccharomycetales; Saccharomycetaceae
Source: the annotation of a GenBank genome assembly
AUGCUCAACAACUGCCAAAUCAACAACUUCAAGAUCACGCGCCAGAUCGGCGCUGGCGCGUACGGGCUCGUGUUCCACGCGACGGAUGUGAUCACUGAGAACGAAUACGCAAUUAAGGCCGUCGUCAAGACCGCCGGCGGGCUCGCCGGCGGUGUCGCCGACGGAGGUGCCGCCGCGGCGGCACCGGCCGCCGUGCUGCGCACGCAGCUGUACCACUACUUCAAAUCGUUCCAAAACGCGGUUUUCCUCCCUGCAGUGGACCUCGCGUCCAUCGCGGCGCUCACAGACGAACAGCUCGCGCGGGCUCCGCACUUCCGCGAGCUCGCGCUGCACCUGCGCGUGCACGCGCACCCGGCGGUCGUGACCGUGCACCAGGUGCUCGAGUCGCCGCUGGCGACGUUCGUGGUGAUGGAUCACUUCGAACGGGACCUCUUCACCGCGAUCGUCGACCACCGCCACUUCGCCGGCGACGGCCGCCGCGUCAAGAAGGCGUUUCUGCAGCUGUGCUCCGCGCUGCGCUACUGCCACGCCCAGGGCGUCUACCACUGCGACAUCAAGCCCGAAAACGUGCUGCUCGACGCACGUGACAACGUCUACCUGUGCGAUUUCGGGCUCGCCACCCGUGCACCACGCCUGCCGGCCUCGGUGUGCGUGGGUUCCAGCUACUACAUGGCGCCCGAGCGCGUGGGCGUGCGGCAAGCGGACGCGGCUGCGUCCGCUGCAUUGGCGGAUGCCGGCGCGGCCGACGCCGCGCCGGCCGCGCCGACCGUGCCCACCGCGGCCGGCGACGUGUGGUCGCUCGGCGUGAUCCUCAUCAACCUCACGUGCAUCCGCAACCCGUGGCCCAAGGCGAGCAUCCAAGACGAUGCCACGUUCCAGUACUACGCUCGAGACCCGCUGGUGCUGAAGCGGAUCCUGCCCGUGUCGAACGACCUGUGUGCCAUUCUGAACGCAGUGCUCCAGAUCGACCCGCUCAAGCGCAUCUCGCUCGAAGAGCUUGCGUCCCGCGUCGCCAGCUGUGCCAGCUUCACCACGUCGGGCCCUCUCGCACACGUGGACGUGCUGGAGCCGCGUGUGGUGCACGAUUUCGUGGCCGGCGACGACGGCGUCGCGCUGCGGAGCAUGUUGUACGGGUACCUCCACUCCGAUUCAGACCCGGAGCAGGAUUACCCAAACGGGCAGGCCGCUGCCGACGACAGUUCUGACUUUGGAGGGGUGUCGUCCGUCGUGACGACACCCACCGGUUCAGUCGACGGGAGCGAGCAGCGGCCGCUGCACAAGCGUCAAUUGCAUGAGUUACAGUCCCAGCCGUUUUCAGUCGCGUACUUGCAAUUGAACGAGUCGACCGCGACCAAUUACUCCACGGGAAGCAGAUGGCUGCCGCAAUACUAA